Messenger RNA from Bombina bombina (fire-bellied toad), 873 nucleotides. It is a transcript of the gene DYNLT5, whose product is annotated as dynein light chain Tctex-type family member 5. Gene Ontology annotation, cellular component: cytoplasmic dynein complex; cytoplasm. Gene Ontology annotation, molecular function: dynein intermediate chain binding. NCBI's taxonomy places the organism in Eukaryota, Metazoa, Chordata, Amphibia, Anura, Bombinatoridae. Gene Ontology annotation, biological process: microtubule-based movement. The transcript has 4 exons. The coding region runs from base 1 to 534 and encodes 177 amino acids. The record is from RefSeq and is a predicted model, not a curated record.
AUGUCCGACUUGGCAAAAGACAAAGCAGCGCGUCUGCUGAGGAAAAGAGGGAGCGUAUCUUCUCUAAGCAGUCACGAUGUUAGACCAAGAGAGAGCUUCACAAAACCAAAAGACUCCAGCAGUACUGUAUCCUAUAUGGAUGACCCCGGCCAGCAUGAAGAUGUAGUGCACGUGCCAGUCCAGAUGGAGAACACCUAUCACUUAGGUCCCACAAAACGCUUUCCUGUAGCCACCGUUAAUCACAUCUUAAAGGACGUCUUGACGAGUUAUCUUCAGAACCAGAUAUAUGAACCUGAAAUCUGCAGACAGUUGACAAAAACCAUCUCAGAGGUUGUUAAGGCACGUGUUAAAGAUCUGAUGAUACCAAGAUACAAGAUUGUCGUCCUCCUCUAUAUCGGCCAGAUGAAUGAACAAAGUAUGCGAAUAGGGAGCCGAUGUCUUUGGGAUGCGACAAAUGAUACAUUCGCUUCUUUUACAUUCAAAAACGGCUCUCUGUUUGCGGUUGGAACGGUAUAUGCAGUUUACUUUGAGUGAAAGUAAAAACUUAACGGACUUUUGUAUAUGCAACCUCAUUCAUAUUCUAAACAGUUCCAAAGAUUUUUAGAGGAAACUCAAAGUCAGCAAACCCGAUACAUCUAAAAUGAGUUUUCUGUAUUCACGAUAAUUUUUGUACUAAGACUAUUUAUAUCAAUUUCUUGUACCUCAUUAGAGAAUACAGUUAAAUUAAGUGACAUUAAUGUUGAGUAUUAAAAUGCUUUAAUUGGGUAAUAGUCUAAUUUUUGCAUUACUAACCCCAACUGUGAGCUCGCUUCCACUGAGCCGUAAUUCGGUUUGCGUGCGUUUGCAAACCAAUAAAUAUGCUGUUGGACGUAA